This is a messenger RNA of Morus notabilis, 4939 nucleotides long. RefSeq lists its product as uncharacterized. NCBI's taxonomy places the organism in Eukaryota, Viridiplantae, Streptophyta, Magnoliopsida, Rosales, Moraceae. Gene Ontology annotation, molecular function: protein binding. The coding region runs from base 156 to 4547 and encodes 1463 amino acids. The transcript is spliced from 11 exons. The record is from RefSeq and is a predicted model, not a curated record.
GCAAAACCCAGAACGGAACAUAUAUAUACACACAUACAUAAACAUACACAUAUAGAUACACACAUAUCUCUACACACGCAAAACCCACGUGUUUCCUUGUUGCACUUACUUCUCCUAUUCUUCUGGCGCCCUAACCUGGUUCUUGUUCUCGGCGAAUGUCGCCGCCGGCGGUGGAAGUUGGGUCGCCGAUUGACUCACCGCAGCCCAAGCAAUCGGCCCCUCUGCAAAACCCUAACUCCAUGGCUCAGUCGCAGCCGACCUCGUUGCCCAAUUUCACUAACCUUUUUUCGGGUUUAGGCGAGGCCGCUGCGUCCGGUGCUACCGAUUCUGCGCGACCGGCGGCAACAUGGAGGGCGAGGCCGCGGCUCGUGAAGGUGAGGAGGCAUGUCGAGGCUCAGAAUCCGAGGUCGAGAAGUGGCACUUCGACCGUGGUAGGAUCGGGUUUCAAUCCGUUUUGUGAGAAUGGUGAUCGUGCGAAUGGGGGUUUUAUGUUUGGUGCUAAUCGGGGCGGUUUGGGAGAGACUUCGGAUGGCAAGAAUGGGGAGGGGAAAUCUGAUGAGACGGUGAUGUUUAAUAACGGAAAGGGAAUGGAGUCUGCGAAGGUGGAGAGUGUAGGGUUUGUGUUUGGGGCUAAGAAAAAUAGUGUGAAAUCGAAUUCUUGUGCAGAAAAGGAACGGUUUGUUGACAAUGCGAAAGAGGUGGUGUCUGAGGAGAAGGGAGAUACAAAAACAGAGUGCGAACUGGAAUCUGGAAAGUUUGGUGGGGAUUUUGUGUUUGGUUGUAAUCGGAGUGGAUUAGGAUCGAAUUCCGAUCGGGAAAAGGCUGAAUGUUGUGAAUUUGCAAAGGAUUCGAGCUCUGAGGAUAGUGAUAAGAGGAAGCUUGAGACGGAGGCAGAGCGAACAAAGCGUGAAAAUCUGGCCUUUGUGUUCGGAGCUAAUCAGAAUGGUAAUGUAGAUUUUAACAAAAGUUUUGAGCAGUCAGGUUUUUGUAGCUCUACCAAUGUGAAAAUAGGUCAGGAAACUGAGUUUAGGAAGUCUAGUUGUUCGGAGUUUGUGUUUGGUGCCAGUUGGUUUAACUCCGAAUCGAAUUCGAGUUCGGAGAAGAGUGGCUUCAAUAAGAAAGUAGGAGCCGCUGGUGAAGUGGAUCCUAAUGAGAAGUGGAAGUUGGACAACGAUGCUGGUGUAUUUCUAUUUGGAAGCGGGAGUAGGACGGGAUUUAGUUCGAAUAAACGCACGGAAGAAAAUUUUGCGAGUUUUAAUAGCUCUGUAGAUACACAAGUACAUAAUAAGGAUCCGAAUGUUAGUGUUAAAUGUAAAUAUCCAUCUGAAAGCGAUGAUAAUGCCGCUAGAAGCGCUAGUGUUUCUGGCACAAGUGCAGAACAUAGGCUUCCUGAUGAGAUGAGGAAACUGAACAUUGAUGAUUCUGUGAAUGUUUCUGGUGUUGAGAGAACUGAAAAUUUGAAGACGAAAUUGUUUUCCAAUAUUGGGGCUGCAUCCAAGUCUAGAAGAUAUAUAAAGGUUUCUAGAGGAUGUAGCAAAGUAUCUAACAGUUCUAGUAGUAAUAUCUCUUCUAACAGUUCUAAAGGUCCUUGUGUUGAUGUAAAGAAAACUGAUGGGAAUAUCUCUGGAAGUAGUGAACAGAGCCAUUUCGUAUUUGGAAGUGCUCGUAACGACAACACAACAGAUGUUUCGGGUACCUCUAAAUCUGAACCUUUUAUAUUUCUGGGAGGGCUAGGGGUCAGUGCUGAGUUUGGCCAGCUUCGGAAAUGCGAAGCAACUGAUCCUGCAGAACCCAAUGUAGCUUUCUCACAGUCUUCGUUCUCAUCUAAUUGUCAUGAGUUCCAACCUAGUGUUUCUGAAGCAGCUUUUGUUGGAGUAGAGAAAAAGGAUACAAGAAAUUCUCCCUUGACAGAUUUCAAAACGCCAUUAUGUGAUCCUGUCUCUCUUAAGGAAAGUCUAUUUCCUGAAGUAGGUAGUAAACUGGAAUUCACUAUAAAGAACGGGUCAAUUGAGGACAAAAGAUUGAGGGAAACAAAGCGUAAGUUGAGAAAACCUUUGGUUAAGCAAUGGCGUGACCGAGAUCAUGCCUCUAAGGAAAGCAGUUACCCAAACACUUCCGGAUGUUACUCCCCAAUGGACUUAUCUCCCUAUCGGGAUGCUACUGUGAACGAUCAAUUUUCCAGAGAAAGUUCUGCAGCAUCAGAUGGGUCGUCCCCCAUAGACAGUAGUUAUGGAACCCCUGCAUCAGAUGCACCAGUUCCGGCUGAUACUAAAGAGGAAGAUUUGGUAACUAAAGGAAAAGGAUUAGAUAGUGAUAGAGGUGAUCAGGGUACUAAAGUGCCAAAUGAGGAAAAUCUUGGGUACCAUGGUGAAAGUUCCUGUAAUCAGAAGUGCCCACCAAUUUCUGUGCAUGACUUUGCCUGUUCUACUGCCCAAACGGCACAAGCGGAUGGCCACAGUGGUGCUAGUGUGGCUUCGGUAGAAUCCGUAGGUGUCUUUAGCUCAAACAUAGAAAAUAAAGAAAACAUUUCUGGAAUGCAGUUCAUUGUCACCGAAAAUGCAUCUGGGCUUCAGUUUACUUCAGGUGUGGAAGAUAUCAAGGGGGCGGAUUUUACGUUUUCAGCUACAUCUUCUGGGAAAGGGAGAUUACUGGCUAGAAAGCGUCGGUAUAUAAGAAAAGGUAGGAGUGAAGUUGUUAAGGUUGGAUCUUCUUCUGUGCAAUCUUCACCCCUUAGCAGCGUAUCUUCGCUUCCCAAUGCAAUGGACAAAUCUGAAGCAGGCAAACAGUUCAUGGAAGGGCGCAGUUCUUCCUCAGCUGAAAUUCAGGAAACCUGUGAGAAGUGGCGACUCAGGGGAAACCAAGCUUAUAAAAACGGGGACCUUCCAAAAGCUGAGGCAUUUUACACUCAAGGGAUAAUUUCUUUACCUUCAAGUGACAGAUCAGGCACCUGUCUUAAACCUCUUCUGCUCUGCUAUAGCAACCGUGCAGCAGCCCGCAUGUGCCUUCUAAGGAUAAGGGAAGCUCUCGGUGACUGCAUGAUGGCUGCUGCCCUAGAUCCCAACUUUCUUAAAGUUCAUAUAAGAGCUGCAAAUUGUCAUCUUUUGCUGGGGGAUGUUGAAAAUGCACAGCAGUGCUUUAAGAAUUGCUUUGAAACUGGAGCUGGUGUGUGUUUGGACCGAAGAAUCAUAAUUGAUGCUGCUGAUGGCCAACGGAAGGCUCAGAAAGUGAUUGAGUGUAUACAUCAAUCUGCUAAACUUUUGGAACAAAAAAAUCCUGAUGCAGCUCUCAAUGCCUUGGAAAUUAUCUCUGAAGCCUUAUCAAUUAGUUUAUACUCUGAAAAAUUACUUAAAAUGAAGGGAGAGGCUCUUAUUAUGUUGAGGCGGCCUGAAGAAGCGAUUCAGCUGUGUGAGCAGAGUCUAUCUUUUGUUGAAAAGAAUUUUGCCUCCGUGAAUGCAUUAGCAGAUAUAGAUGGUUCUUCAAAUGAAAGUUAUUCAUUUGCAAGGCUCUGGAGGUGGUGGUUGAUAUCCAAGUCUUACUUUCAUUUGGGAAGGCUUGAGGCUGCUCUUCCUCUGCUUGAUAAGCUGGCCAAAGUUAGAUCAAUUAACGAUGGGUCUGCAUGUAAGAAUCUGGAGGCAUCAACUUCUUUGGCUGUCACUAUUCGUGACCUUUUACAUCAUAAGAAUGCAGGAAAUGAAGCAUUUAAAUUGGGAAAAUAUGCAGAAGCGGUGGACCAUUACACUGCUGCUCUAUCCAGCAAUGUUGAAUCACGUCGAUUUGCAGCUAUCUGUUUUUGUAAUCGCGCUGCGGCACACCAAGCUCUAGGUCAAAUUGCUGAUGCAAUUGCUGACUGCAGUCUAGCUAUAGCCCUAGAUGGAAAUUAUGCAAAGGCAGUCUCCAGGAGAGCCACCUUACAUGAGAUGAUUAGAGACUAUGGCGAGGCAGCUAGUGCCCUCAAGAGACUCCUAUCGAUUCUUGAAAGCCAAUCUUGUGACAAGGCCAAAGAAUGCAGCUCUUCAGGUAGAUCCACGGGCAUUGUAAAAGAAUUAAGGCAAGCUCAAACGCGUUUCUCCGUAAUGGAAGAAGAAGCUAAGAAAGGAGUAUCCUUGGACUUCUACCGCAUUUUGGGUAGUAAACCAACUGACACAAGUGCUGACAUCAAGAAGGCGUACCGUAAAGCAGCUCUCAAACAUCAUCCGGACAAGGCCGGUCAGUUCCUGGCAAGAACUGAUAGUGGAGAUGAGAGGCAACUUUGGAGGGAAAUCUCCCAGGAGAUUCACAACGAUGCUGAUAGGCUUUUUAAAAUGAUCGGAGAGGCAUAUGCAGUGCUUUCAGACCCCGAUAAGCGCUCACAAUAUGAUAUCGACGAGGAGUUGAGAAAAGAUCUAAAAGGAAGCAGCACUCACAGAAGACAUUCAGAUGCUCAGAGUCCUGGAAGCAGCAAUUUCAGAAGCUCCGAUUUCCAGAGCUCUCCAUUUGAGAGAAGCUCAUCCAGACGGAACUACAGGGAUAACUGGAAGACUCAUGGAAAUUCAUAUUCUCGAUGGUAAAAAGUGACUUAAAGAGUUUUAUACCUCCUUUCGGACCGCAAAGUUUCCGUCUAAGAGAACAAUGGGAAUUGACUGGCUACUUGUGGCGAGGAAUUUUCAGCAGAGCACUGAUUCAGAUCCAGUCAUACUAGCCCGAAUCGACAGCUCAGUUGCAAGACUCAUCUGAUAUUGUUGAGAAACAGAAGAUUUGUCCACCGAAAACCGCAAUUUUAUGGACAUAAUUUUUCACACUGACUAUGUUCAUGGUCCACAGAGGCUGUCCAUGAACCAAUACUCAUUUAUUGGAGAAAGAGUGGUGAGUUUUUUCACUCGUCAAUGUUGACAAUUAUACUGUCACGGAAACGAAUCUGUAACCUUUUCUUUGUAUUUAUACGAACGUUUUCAGCAUAGAU